Messenger RNA from Rubroshorea leprosula, 1282 nucleotides. The record is from the annotation of a GenBank genome assembly. Lineage: Eukaryota; Viridiplantae; Streptophyta; Magnoliopsida; Malvales; Dipterocarpaceae.
AUUUAUACAGAGCAUUUUCCCCUCUGCCUUUCAAUUCAAUGGCGUCCUCGGCUCACAAGCAACCAGAAUACCCACCGAACUUAUACGGUGCCACCGUGGCGCCACCACCAACACCCUCUACACAACCAAACCACCACCUUGCUUCUUCAGCUGCCACAGCGGACGCGCUUUCUUGUCUUCUCCACCGCCUCCCUCCUGCUCUGUCUCUCCCCACUCGUCGCUCUCCGUCAACCCCGUCCCUUCCCGCUAUCUCCCUCUCAGAGCCGAAGCUUACCGAUCUUAUACUCUCCUCUGCUUCACAACUCGGGUUUUUCCAGCUUUGCAACCAUGACAUACCGUCGCAACUGGCUGCCUCAGCCGAGACCGAGUCAUUGUCUCUGUUUAAGCUCACUUUAGACCAAAAAGAAUCAAACUUUCCCAAAAACUGGCCUCUUGGUUUUGAUGUCGACGAUGAAGAUGACAGAAAUGGAGGUGGGUGUCAGUCCUUUUGCUUGGAUGCUUCGUGCUUAACUGAGUCAUCAAUGGAUUUGAAACUCGGUUCUCUGCUUGCUUUCACCCGGGCUUUAGAAAAACUGGGUUUGAAGAUCAUUGAUCUGUUGGCAAAUGCGGUUGGAUUCGAGAACCCGGUUGGGGAGGAUACGACAAAGUUUAGCUCCUUGAUGUGGUUAUCAAAAGGUCAGGGUUACGAUGAAACGGUAAUGCCGGGUGGGUUUUACCCGUAUGUAGUCGGGUUGCAGUAUCAAAUCCGGUGCCGGAAGUACUCAUUGCUGGGGGACUCUGGUUGGAUUUCGGUGUCCCCACAAGUGGACUCAGUCAUGGUUACAAUUGGUGACAUUGCUCAAGUUUGGAGCAAUGGGAAGAUGAAGAAAGUGAGAGGAAGACCAGUGGCAUGUUUAGGAGACGAAGGCAAAUCCAGCCGGUGCAUAUCAAUGUCGCUAGUGGUGACACUGCCUCAGGACUCUAGGAUCUCUCCUCUUCUGCCUAAGGACGAAGAAGGAAAUGUGGAAGAAGAAGAUCAAGCCUAUAGGAAGAACACACAAAAGAAAAUGUUCAAUUCAUUUCCCUUGGAGGAGUAUGCAUGGAGAGUAUAUCACCAACGUCUCCCCCUCAAAGACCCACUUGAUCGAUACCGCAUUUAGAUUUUGGAUAAAUUAUAAACUUCCUUUAAAGUUACUGUUUUUUUCCCUCAUCAACUGCUAAAUGUUGAGACCUUUUGUUCUAGAUAAAAUGUGAAUUCUACUUAUCUUGAGCUUGUCAAUUUCAAUAAAAGCAGCUAUGUUGC